This is a messenger RNA of Penaeus monodon (black tiger shrimp), 1164 nucleotides long. RefSeq lists its product as uncharacterized. The record is from RefSeq and is a predicted model, not a curated record. The transcript is spliced from 5 exons. NCBI's taxonomy places the organism in Eukaryota, Metazoa, Arthropoda, Malacostraca, Decapoda, Penaeidae. The coding region runs from base 1 to 609 and encodes 202 amino acids.
AUGCUGAUUCUGCCCAAGCUGCGCCUGCCCUUCGACAGCAUGGAGGAUCUCGUGCAGACCAACAUCCCGACGUACGUGUCUGAUGGCACGAUGCUACACCAGGCGAUGAUGGAGGCACCGCCCGACUCGCUCCUGGGUCGCCUCCGAGCGCAGUCCGUGUCCUACCUCGACAUCCCGCGGGCCAUCCGGGAGCUGAUGGAAGGCCACCACGCAUCCUUUACUGGCCGGGUUGUCAGCCAGUCCGUCAUCCAUAUGAUAUUCGAACAGACCAAGAGCUGUCCAUUGUACACUGCCAAAGAGACGUUCUGGGGCGGCACGAGCGUGGCCUUUGCUUACCGAAGAGGCUUUCCACUCAGAUCGAAGAUUGACAAGGUGCUCCGGCGUCUGACGGAGUUCGGCAUCCCGGAGCACCUCUACCGGGAGCAGAUCAAGAACGUCCGCAAGUGCCAGAUGGACGACUUCACGCGGCCCAGCGACGCCCUCCGCCCCCUGGAUCUAGGGGACUUCUACGGCGUCUUCAGCGUAUAUGCUGGAGGCAUCAUACUCUCGCUCCUCGUGUUCCUAACGGAGAACUUCUUGGGAAGGAGAGCACGGAGGACGCGUCCGUGACUCCGGCGGAGAUCACUCGCAGCCUCAUCAUCCGCCGCGGCUCCAGGACGGGUGACGCGAGAUGAGGCAAGGCGCAGCCGCCGGGGGAAGAGACGUUCAGCAUCAGGCCAGAUUAUGCUCCUCGGGCGGGAACACCUACGGGGAUACUGGUGUAUAGGACCCUAAAGCAUUGUGGGAUAAGGUCACAUCACUUACAUAUUAACUGUAUCUUUGAUUUUUUUUUUUCUUUUUUAUAUGUUCGAUCAAAAAAGAACUUGAUUUUACUCGAAAUGCCUUGGAUAACCUGUUAUUUUUCCCUUCGUGGCUGUUUCAUUUCAUCGUAAUCUAGUUCUGGCCUGUUCUUGGACCAAAAGAUCACGUGUCUUGAAACUAAAACAUUGGGCGGCAAGGAAAAGAAUGCAAAAUAUUAUAUAUUAAUUCACGUAAAGUACAGUAUAAUCUUGCACAUUACACAAAAUAUGAUGUUAGUUGCGCGUGUGGAGGGUGCGGCUCGAAAGCGACGAAUCGGCUCCAAAGCCUUUCAGCGAACGUUUAGUCCUCCCGCGUUCUGGUCAU